GGUAAGCCAUAUGUCUUUGACAGAGUCCUUCCUCCAAACACCGAACAGGUUCAGGUGUACGACACUUGUGCCAAGCGGAUCGUCAAAGAUGUUUUAGGAGGCUACAACGGCACCAUCUUUGCUUACGGUCAGACAUCAUCUGGAAAGACUCACACCAUGGAGGGAAAUCUUCAUGACACUCAUCUGAUGGGCAUCAUUCCACGAAUCGCCAGAGACAUCUUUGACCACAUCUACUCUAUGGAUGAAAACCUGGAGUUCCACAUUAAGGUUUCUUAUUUUGAAAUCUAUCUGGAUAAAAUCCGAGACUUGUUGGACGUCUCAAAGACUAACCUAGCUGUCCAUGAGGACAAAAACAGGGUUCCCUAUGUCAAGGGUUGUACGGAACGCUUUGUGUCGAGUCCUGAUGAGGUGAUGGACAUUAUUGAUGAAGGAAAGGCAAACAGACAUGUCGCCGUCACCAACAUGAACGAGCACAGCUCUCGCAGUCACAGCAUCUUUCUGAUCAACAUCAAGCAGGAGAACAUGGAGACGGAGAUGAAACUGUCGGGGAAACUUUAUCUGGUUGACCUGGCAGGCAGUGAGAAGGUGAGUAAAACUGGAGCAGAAGGUUCUGUUUUGGAUGAAGCAAAGAACAUCAACAAAUCUCUUUCUGCUCUGGGGAAUGUCAUCUCUGCUUUGAGUGAAGGAACGAAAACCCAUGUCCCUUACCGAGACAGUAAGAUGACCAGAAUUCUGCAGGACUCUUUGGGAGGAAACUGUCGAACCACCAUCAUCAUCUGCUGCUCGCCAUCUGUUUACAACGAGGCUGAAACCAAGUCUACUCUUAUGUUUGGACAGAG
This is a messenger RNA of Austrofundulus limnaeus, 839 nucleotides long. RefSeq names its product kinesin heavy chain isoform 5C. The record is from RefSeq and is a predicted model, not a curated record. Gene Ontology annotation, molecular function: ATP binding; microtubule motor activity; microtubule binding. Gene Ontology annotation, biological process: microtubule-based movement. Lineage: Eukaryota; Metazoa; Chordata; Actinopteri; Cyprinodontiformes; Rivulidae.